AGAACGACGCACUCUUUCCACAUAUCCCAUCUAUUGAAGAUCUCGAUUCAACUGCCUCCCCCAGCUGAUCCUGCAGCAUCUCAUUCCCCUAUCGUCCCCCUCUCGUCCGUUCUUCUCGCGGUCGCUACCUGUCUUACCCUCCUUUCUUUUCUUUUCUUUGUUCUUUGUAGCAGCUGUUCCGUGGGACGUGGUAGUGCCAAGAUGCCCAAGUACGAUGCCGUGUUUGUGGGCCUGACGGUGCUCGACGUUGCCGGUCGCCCGGUCGUACAGGUGCCGGCGGGCGGCGGAGUGGAGUUCGUGCAGCAAAUCCGCAUGAAUCCCGCCGGCACGGCCGCGGCGGCGAACCUCAACGCGGCGAAGCUCGGCAUUCGCACGGCGGCCGUCGGCUGCCUCGGCAAGGAUGAGAAGGCCGACUUCAUCCUUAGCUGCUACCACCGCUGGGGCAUCGACUGCUCGCUCAUGCAAACGACCGACACCCGCGACACGUCCGCGACGAUUCUGCCGAUUCGCCCGAACAGGGAGCGGCCGUGCCUGCACUACCGCGGCGCGUCGGAUGAGCUCUUUGUGACGGAGGCGGAGUUUGAGAGUGUGCUGGACUGCACCUACCUGCACCACGGCGGCACGGGACUGCUGGAGGCGAUGGACAAGGGCCAGAGCGCGCGUCUGCUGGCGGCGGCCAAGGCUCGGGGGGUGGUAACGUGCUUCGACAUGAUUCACCCGAACGAGAACACGCUCAGUCUGCUUGUGCCGCUCUUGCCGUACGUGGACUACUUCAUGCCGUCACUUGAGGAGGCCGCCUACAUCGCCGGGUCGGAGGAUCCGGUUGAGGUGGCCAACUUCUUCUUCGACCUGGGCGUGCAGAAGUGUGUGUUCAAGGAUGGCGUGCGAGGCUCGUACCUCAUCAAGCGCGACAGCUUCCAACGGGUGCCGGCCUACGUUCUGCGGGCCUCCGACACGACCGGCUGCGGUGACGCUUACUGUGGUGGCUUUAUCGCCGGUCUUGCGCGAGGGCUGUCGGAGGUGGAGGCGUGCAAGAUUGGCUCCGCCGUGGGUGCCCUCGUUGCCAGCGGCCUCGGCUCCGAUGCGGGCGUGGUGAGCUGGGAGGAGACUCUUAGCUUCAUCGAGAGCUACGGGGUGGUGGACUAA
Molecule: messenger RNA, 1146 nt
Organism: Leptomonas pyrrhocoris
Lineage: Eukaryota; Euglenozoa; Kinetoplastea; Trypanosomatida; Trypanosomatidae
Exons: 1
Coding region: 202-1146 (314 amino acids)
Source: RefSeq, a predicted model, not a curated record